Molecule: messenger RNA, 1077 nt
Organism: Pyricularia pennisetigena
Lineage: Eukaryota; Fungi; Ascomycota; Sordariomycetes; Magnaporthales; Pyriculariaceae
Exons: 3
Coding region: 1-1077 (358 amino acids)
Biological process (GO): DNA-templated DNA replication; DNA repair
Cellular component (GO): Elg1 RFC-like complex; DNA replication factor C complex; nucleus
Molecular function (GO): ATP binding; DNA clamp loader activity; DNA binding
Source: RefSeq, a predicted model, not a curated record
AUGGCUCCAGCCAAAGCCGUGGAGGAGAAGGGCGAGUCCUCAACAGCCGCAGUCAAAAAAGCAGUGUCAGCGAAUGCAAAUGGCGCCCCAAACUACGAGCUACCAUGGGUUGAAAAGUACAGACCUGUAUUCCUAGAUGAUGUGGUUGGUAACACCGAGACAAUCGAGCGGUUAAAAAUCAUCGCAAAGGACGGCAACAUGCCACACGUCAUCAUUUCCGGAAUGCCGGGUAUCGGAAAGACUACCAGUGUUCUCUGCUUGGCCAGGCAACUUCUGGGGGAUUCCUACAAGGAGGCAGUAUUAGAACUAAACGCCAGUGACGAGCGAGGAAUCGACGUGGUUCGAAACCGAAUCAAGGGGUUUGCUCAAAAGAAAGUGACACUCCCAUCAGGCCGACACAAGCUAGUGAUUCUUGACGAGGCCGACAGCAUGACGUCUGGCGCACAGCAGGCCCUGAGGCGCACGAUGGAGAUCUACUCCAACACUACGAGAUUCGCUUUUGCGUGCAAUCAGUCCAACAAAAUUAUAGAGCCUCUGCAGUCACGAUGCGCGAUCCUCCGGUACGCCCGCCUAACGGACGCGCAGGUAGUCAAACGAUUACUGCAGAUCAUUGAGGCCGAGAAGGUCGAGUACAGCGACGAUGGGUUGGCCGCUCUAGUCUUUAGCGCUGAGGGUGACAUGCGUCAGGCCAUCAACAAUCUGCAGUCGACGUACUCUGGGUUCGGGUUCGUGAGCGGCGACAAUGUUUUCAAGGUCGUCGACUCGCCGCAUCCGAUCAAGGUCCAGGCAAUGCUAAAGGCUUGCCACGAGGGCAACGUCGACUCGGCGCUCGACGCGCUGCGGGAGCUGUGGGGACUGGGAUACUCGAGCCACGACAUAAUCAGUACCAUGUUCAAGGUCACCAAGACGAUACAGACGCUAAGUGAACAUACCAAGCUGGAGUUCAUCAAGGAGAUUGGCUUUGCGCACAUGAAGAUCCUCGAGGGCGUGCAGACGCUACUACAACUGAGUGGCUGUGUGGUCAGGCUAUGCAAGUUGAAUAUGGAUCCGAAAAAGUUUGAAAUACCCAAGAAGUAA